Messenger RNA from Thermochaetoides thermophila DSM 1495, 1431 nucleotides. RefSeq lists its product as uncharacterized. The transcript has a single exon. The record is from RefSeq and is a predicted model, not a curated record. Gene Ontology annotation, molecular function: FAD binding. The coding region runs from base 1 to 1431 and encodes 476 amino acids. Lineage: Eukaryota; Fungi; Ascomycota; Sordariomycetes; Sordariales; Chaetomiaceae.
AUGUCCGACGAGACAAUCAUGCAACAAUCAGUCCCUCCCUCUCACCUUAACCUCCGCCCCCUCCGCGUCCUUAUCAUUGGCGCCGGCAUCGCUGGCCCCUCCGUAGCCUACUGGCUGACCCGUCUGCCGCCCCCCUUCAAAUGCGAAAUCACCAUCGCCGAGCGCCAUCCGACCUUGCGUGAUGCCGGCCAACAAAUCGACAUCCGCGGUCCAGGCAUCAAAGUCAUGCAGCAAAUGGGCAUAGACGAGCAGGUUCGUGCCUGUGCAGUCGACGAGCCGGGUGUGUUGGUUUUGAAUAGGAAGGGGAAGAAGGUAGCGUUCUUUGCCGCGGGUGGAAUAGAGAAGAAGAAGGGUGGGGAGACGAAGAAAAAUGAGAGUAAGGCGUUUUCUGCGGAGUGGGAGGUCAUGAGGAAUGAUUUGGUCAAUGUGUUGUAUGACUUGACGAAGGAUCGGGAGGGGGUAAAGUAUCAGUUUGAGAAGGAGUUCGUCGCCAUGGGGUAUGAGGGGCAUCCUUUAGGGCCAGAGAAGGGGGUUAAGGUGUGGUUCAAGCAGGAUUUGUUCAACUCGGAAACGUAUGACCUUGUUAUUGGGGCUGAUGGGGUUGGGUCGAAGGUCAGAGGAUGGAUAAGGGGUUCUGGUGAGGAUAAGGACGAUGUUUUUGAUGCUGUUGACAUGGCAAUGGCGUUCUUCACGAUUCCAGGGAAAGAAGAUGACCCAAAAGAAUUUACAUGGUGUCAUCUUCCAGGAAGGAGACUGAUCAUGACGCGGCACGAGAAGCCAGAGUAUCUACGGGUCAUCUUCGCUGUCGUUGGUGACCACCCCGAGCUAAGAGAAGCGCAUAAGAACGGAAGUGUGCAGCAACAAAAGGAAGCCUGGGCAAAGCUGUUCGAGCCUGACAGGAAUGAGUCAUGGCAGGUUGCGCGAUACCUGGAUGGGUUGUUUAACUCGACUGAAGCAAACGAUUGGUGGGCGCAUGACCUGGCACAGGUGAAGAUGAAGAAAUGGAGUUGGGCUGAGCGUGCUGUUUUAGUAGGCGAUGCGGGCUACUGCCCGACGCCUGCCACAGGCAUGGGUACGACAUUGGCCUUUGUUGGGCCCUAUAUACUGGGAGGAGAGAUUGCAAGGGCGUGCAAAAAAGUUAUGGCUGAGGGGAAGUGGGAUGGAAAUCCAUGGAGUAACACGAUUCUUCCCGAAGCACUGGAGGGAUAUGAAAGUCAGUUGCGUCCUUUGGUGACGGAGAUCCACAGUCUGAACAUCAAGAAAUUCAUGAGACUUUUCUUGCCCGAGAAGGCGUGGCAAAUUGGCUUGUUCCAUGCCAUGGCCCGCUUCAUCAAGAAGACACCGAUCGACAACAUUCCUGCAUUAGGAAAAGAGGGGAAGAAAGCUUGGAGACUCCCUGACUAUUCCGAAGUCUUUACACCCGAGGGCUAG